AGUUAAUAAAAGUUUAAAAAGAAAACAAUUCAACCUGAUAGAAAACAUUAUCAAUGGUAAAUAAAUGAUAUGUAGACUUUUUUUAUUAACAAAUAUGUUAAGUUAAUAUAACAGAACUUGCUUCUGAUAUUAUUAAUGAAGAGAUAAAUAAAAACAUAACCAAAACGAGUUUAUUUUCAUUUUAAAUUAUUUAAUUAAUUCAAAAUUGAAUUAUUUAGAUUCUUAGCUUACUUAAAUCAAUGACAACUCGUCUAUAUGGUCAAUUGUUACAACCAUUUUAUAGUAUUGAUUUAAAAAUGACAAAACCUGAUGGACUAAAAUCUAACCAAUGGAUUAAAUCUGAAUCCUCGAAACCAAAACAAUCUAAAGAAUAUGCUAGAGUAGUUUGGACAACAAUGUUAAUAAAAAUGAUUGCUCAUGAAAAAGAUGCCGAUAAAGCAAAUAUUGUUUUAACUAUCGAUAAUCAACGUGUAGUUUACAAGCUCUCUUUGAUGACAUUAUUUACUUGGGCAUUGAGUCGUUUAUUAAUAUCUGAUGAAGAAUUUGAUUAUAUAUUUCAAAUGUAUUUAUCAUUAUUAAUUGAUAAACAAUUAAAUUUUACAUUUAAAAUAUGUUUAUUUGAUUUAUUACUAUUCGUCGCUUCACUUUAUACAGAUGAUAAUCUAUCUGAAGAAAAACAUAAAAAAAUGCUAUUAAAAAUAGGUUCAACUAUCGAUGGAAAACAAUUAACAAAAUAUGUUAUAGCUCGAGCUCGUGCACAAUUUAUUGAUGAAAAAAUAAUUAAAUCAACGAAAAUGAUGUUAACGAAUGUAACAACAGUAGAAAAAGAAAUUAAAAUGAAUUUAAUUCAUUCAUUAUCAAUGAGUUGA
This is a messenger RNA of Rotaria sordida, 869 nucleotides long. The record is from the annotation of a GenBank genome assembly. Lineage: Eukaryota; Metazoa; Rotifera; Eurotatoria; Philodinida; Philodinidae.